CCCGGCGCGAGACCCUUGCGUCUUCCGGAAGUGGAGCCCUGGACGCGCAACGGCUGGGUGUGCGACCACGGUGGUGGCUGGCGCGCCUGAGAAGACAAGAACUGAAGGGGACCCGGGCCUGCCUCCCGCGCCGGGCUGGAACACCAUGGACGAAGCAGGCAGCUGUGCGAGCGGCGGAGGGUUCCGCCCGGGCGUGGAUAGCCUGGACGAGCCCCCCAACAGCCGCAUCUUCCUGGUGAUCAGCAAGUACACGCCCGAGUCGGUGCUGAGGGAGCGCUUCUCGCCCUUCGGCGAGAUCCAGGACAUCUGGGUGGUGCGGGACAAGCACACCAAGGAGUCCAAGGGCAUCGCCUUCGUCAAGUUUGCCCGUAGCUCGCAGGCCUGCAGGGCCAUGGAGGAGAUGCACGGCCAGUGCCUCAGCCCCAACGACACCAAGCCCAUCAAGGUGCAGGUUUUCAUUGCUCAGUCCAGAUCAUCUGGAAGUCACCGAGAUGUUGAAGAUGAAGAACUUACAAGAAUAUUUGUCAUGAUACCAAAGUCCUACACAGAAGAAGAUUUGCGGGAAAAAUUUAAGGUGUAUGGAGAUAUCGAAUACUGCAGCAUUAUUAAGAAUAAAGUAACUGGAGAAAGUAAAGGUUUGGGCUAUGUUCGAUACUUAAAACCAUCACAAGCUGCCCAAGCAAUAGAAAACUGUGAUCGAAGUUUUAGGGCAAUCUUGGCUGAACCUAAAAAUAAAGCAUCUGAAUCCUCAGAACAAGACUAUUAUAAUAACAUGAGGCAGGAAACAUUGGGACAUGAACCUAGAGUAAAUAUGUUUCCAUUCGAACAACAAUCUGAAUUUUCAAGUUUUGACAAGAAUGACAACAGAGGCCAAGAAGCUAUCUCCAAACGCCUGUCAGUUGUAUCAAGAGUUCCUUUCACUGAAGAGCAGCUUUUCAGUAUUUUUGAUAUAGUACCAGGAUUGGAAUACUGUGAAGUUCAACGAGAUCCUUAUUCUAAUUAUGGUCAUGGAGUGGUUCAGUAUUUUAAUGUAGCAUCAGCUAUUUAUGCAAAAUACAAGUUACAUGGAUUUCAGUACCCUCCUGGGAACCGGAUAGGUGUUUCCUUCAUUGACGAUGGGAGUAAUGCAACAGAUCUCCUUAGAAAAAUGGCAACGCAGAUGGUAGCAGCACAGCUUGCAUCAAUGGUGUGGAAUAACCCAAAUCAGCAGCAAUUUCUGCAAUUUGGAGGAAAUUCUGGAUCACAGUUGCCUCAAAUCCAGACAGAUGUUGUACUUCCAUCAUGCAAAAAAAAAGCCCCUCCUGAAACUCCUGUGAAAGAAAGACUUUUUAUCGUGUUUAAUCCUCAUCCUUUACCUUUAGAUGUAUUAGAGGAUAUUUUCUGUCGUUUUGGUAACCUGAUCGAAGUUUACCUUGUGUCAGGAAAAAACGUGGGGUAUGCCAAGUAUGCAGAUAGAAUAAGCGCCAAUGAUGCCAUUACUACUUUACAUGGAAAGAUCCUUAAUGGAGUCAGACUUAAAGUUAUGUUGGCAGAUUCCCCAAGGGAAGAAUCUAACAAACGACAGAGAACUUACUGAUUCUUGAGAAAUUCAGUACCUGUUUACAUCAUACUUCUGAAAACAGUAACUCAAGAACACUUGGAUCCUGGGAACUGAAGGUCUGUGGGCAGGUGGGGCAGCUCUGGUCUGCAAAUACUCAUGCUAAGGCCCAGGUUGAACAGUGGCAGUUACCCCAGGGAAAGCCCUUUUCACUGAGGUGACAGAAGUACAAGAAGGUAAGCCCCGUGAGACAAGCACAUUCCAUCACAUCUACUAAUAUCCCACUGGCCUAAACAAGUUCCAUGGCUGAGCCCUAAGUCAAAGGGUGGAAAAGUAUACUGCCUUCUGUGGAAAGACCUUCAAACUUAGCAUAGUAGAGGAUAUGGGUACAGAGAGGGGAGAAGCAUUUGGGCCAGUAAUUUAUGUCACCCUCCAUGGUCAUAUGUGGGACUGCACUUCUGCUUCCGGAAGCAUGCAGCUUCCUAUGAAGUAGCCAGCAGCAGUGUUUUAAAGUUCCCCUGUGGGAGAGUGGAGGUGAGUGAGGAUCACCCAGCCCAGCACCUAGUUUUAGGCAGUGAACCUGUCCUUGAUCUCCAUCUCAUCUAGGGCACUUUUAUUCUCUACUCCCCAAAAACGUGUCGACUCUCAGUUGCUUCUGCCUACUUCACAAUCCAGUCCAGCAGGCCCAUGGAUGGCUCCAGGCCCCAUUUCUUUGUUGUAUUUCUUUUCUGUUCCCACCUCACAGAAAUGUUUAUCCUAUUGAACAAACUCGUGUCUCUUUUUUUUAAGCUGUAUAUUUUUUCUUAUGUAUCACAGUCAUGGAUCUGGAGCAGGGGAAACCUUGAACCUUGAACUUUAACAGCAUUGCCACCCAAAGUUGUAGAAUACCAUGUGAAGUUUCUCUUUUAUUUCUGUGAUGCUUUUUAAAAAUAAAAUCUGUUUUGACAUCUCUUGGCACUUAAAUAUGCCUAAAUUUAAUACAUUACAAAAUAUAACCAGUUUCUCAAAGGAUAGACAUCAAUAUUGGAAUUCAGUACAUUUGGAAAAAUGAUCAGGCUAAUUGUAUAAAAGGAGAAUAGGAAAUAGUCCUCUAUUCUUAACAAUAAAUCUGAUCAUUAAGAUAAACUACUUUUAAAUGUGUAUAUUAAAUAUUAGUAUAUUUUAUCACAACCCGGUUAUUGUAUUCUCUGUUCUAAGCCUUUCCAAAUUUUUAUCUCUUCUUUGUUUUUUUGACUUUUUACUAUAUACAAUGUAUUACAGAAAAUUUCAAAUAUAUAAUAAACACAGCAUAGUUUAAUGACCUCUAUGUACCCAUUACUGAGCUUCGUAAUUAUUAAUCAUGGCAAACCUUGUUUCAUUCAUACCAGGGUUGGAGAAACUAUGAACCACAGGUCAAAUCCAGCCUACCGCCUGUUACUGUAAAUAAAGUUUAUUGGAACACA
This is a messenger RNA of Felis catus (domestic cat), 2979 nucleotides long. RefSeq names its product RNA binding motif protein 45 (gene RBM45). Lineage: Eukaryota; Metazoa; Chordata; Mammalia; Carnivora; Felidae. The transcript is spliced from 12 exons. Gene Ontology annotation, molecular function: RNA binding. The coding region runs from base 146 to 1576 and encodes 476 amino acids. Gene Ontology annotation, cellular component: ribonucleoprotein complex. The record is from RefSeq and is a predicted model, not a curated record.